CGUCUCUCUUCUCUCUUCUUUUCUCAAGCGUCCGAUCAAUCUCUCCUCUCCCCUCGCUGCCUCCCUCCCCCAAUCUCUUCCUCCAAUCAACGACACCUCUCUGUUUUCUCACUCCCGCCCUUUUUUCGAAUUCAUCUCUGUUAGGUUUUUUUUUUGUUUGGGGUCUUGAGAUGACGGAGUCACAGGCCAAGAGUCCCGGAGGCGGUGGAAGACAUGAGAGUGGUGGAGAUCAAAGUCCGAGGUCUUUACACGUUCGUGAGCAGGAUAGGUUUCUUCCUAUUGCUAACAUAAGCCGUAUUAUGAAACGAGGUCUUCCUGCUAAUGGCAAAAUCGCUAAAGAUGCUAAGGAGAUUGUUCAGGAAUGUGUUUCUGAGUUUAUCAGCUUCAUCACCAGCGAAGCGAGUGAUAAGUGUCAAAGAGAGAAAAGGAAAACCAUUAAUGGAGAUGAUUUGCUUUGGGCAAUGGCCACUUUAGGAUUUGAAGAAUACAUUGAACCCCUGAAGCUUUACCUGAUGAGAUAUAGAGAGAUGGAGGGUGAUACAAAGGGAUCAGCAAAAGGUGGGGAUGCAAAUGCAAAGAAAGAUGGACAAUCAAGCCAAAAUGGCCAGUUCCCGCAGCUUCCUAACCAAGGCUCUUUCUCACAAGGUCCUUAUGGGAACUCUCAAGCGCAGCAGCAUAUGAUGGUUCCAAUGCCGGGAACAGACUAGUGAUGAGGAUUUUAUUAAACUGUGGUACCAAAAAGGGUUUUAUCUUUUAUCUGUAUAUUAUUUGUGAGUAAGAGUUUUGCUAUAUUAUAUAUGCAGAACUUGUGACAAUCAUCAUCUCAUUGUUUAUUUCUUUUUUUUUUUUUCUAUGAAUUUGUUCUGAAUAUGUUAAAAAGAAGUCAUUUUUAUA
Messenger RNA from Camelina sativa (false flax), 894 nucleotides. NCBI's taxonomy places the organism in Eukaryota, Viridiplantae, Streptophyta, Magnoliopsida, Brassicales, Brassicaceae. The record is from RefSeq and is a predicted model, not a curated record.